Oldenlandia corymbosa var. corymbosa is the source of this 1500-nucleotide messenger RNA. The record is from the annotation of a GenBank genome assembly. NCBI's taxonomy places the organism in Eukaryota, Viridiplantae, Streptophyta, Magnoliopsida, Gentianales, Rubiaceae.
AUGGCCGCUUGCCGGAAAUUGAGGGCGUUCAAGAGAUGGAUGAAAUAUCAAGGCAUGGAUUGCAGCGACUCUCUAGACCUUGUCCUCCACCCCUUCCCCGGCACCGACUCUCCGGCGGCGUUUUCCGUCUCAGUUAGGGCUUUAAGAGACCUUGACGAGGGCGAUGUGGUGGCGAGAAUACCUAAGCACAGCUGCCUCACCAUAAAGAACUCUGGUGCUCGUCACCUGAUUGAGGACGCCGGACUCGACGGCUUCUUAGGCCUCGCCGUCGCCGUCAUGUACGAACGGAGCCUCGGGCCUCAGUCUCCUUGGUUCGAUUAUCUGCAAUUGAUGCCGUUCUAUGAGCCGAUUCCACUCCUCUGGUCCGACGACGAGAUUGAUAGCCUUCUGGCAGGCACCGAGCUCCACAAGACAAUCAAAGAAGACAAAGUUCUUAUUUUUGAGGAUUGGAAAGAAUGUAUUGAGCCGCUGUUGAUUUCUGCUCCGGUUGAGCUUAAUCAGCAAUUUUUUGGCGUUGAACAUUAUUUUGCGUCAAGAAGCCUCAUUGCUUCUCGCUCAUUUCAAAUAGAUGAUUUCCACGGAUCCGGGAUGGUUCCAUUGGCAGACCUUUUUAACCACAAGACUGGAGCUGAAGAUGUACACUUCACGUCUUUAGUACAGCAUGAGUCCGAUCAGAGCGGUGAGAGUGACUUGGAGGACGAAGGAUGCGAUAACCUAAUGAAUGAUGAAUUAUCCAGUCAGAAACCUGUUUCAGGAAAUGAAAGCAAUAGCACUGCAGAAUUCGAGUGUUCCACGUCGAGUGACGAUCUUACAAUAUUAGAGAUGAUUAUGGUGAAAGAUGUCAUGGCAAAAAAUGAAGUUUUCAAUACCUAUGGGUCUUUGGGAAAUGCUGCAUUACUGCACAGAUAUGGAUUUGCAGAGACAAACAAUCCCUUUGACAUUGUGAACAUAGAUCUUGAACUGGUAGAGGAGUGGAGUUCUUUUUUGUAUUCCCGUCGUUACAGCAGGAGAAGGUUGUCACUUUGGAGAAGAUUAGAUUGCUCUGCAGGUGUCGGUCAAGAUCCUGAAUAUUUUGAAAUAUCCUUUCAUGGGGAACCGCAAGUUGAGUUGUUGGUUUUGCUUUACAUAAUGCUGCUACCAGAGGAAGACUACAAUAAGCUUGACCUCGCUAUCUCCUCCACAAACAACGCACACACGUCUGUGAUUCUUUCUUUGUCUGGGAAAGUAAAUGUGGAUGUCUCUAAGAACUUAGAGCUGAGUAGGGAUUUCUUAUUGACAAAAGGCGUUUGUACCGGUUUGUUGUCGCUUGCUGAUAUCAGGGAAGGUUUGUAUGGUCCAAGCACUCUAGAAGAUGACAUUGAAGCAUUGAAGCAGUGUUGUAACAUAAAAGAACCGAAGCUUUAUCACUCUUUGGUGCUUCGAAUUAGCGAGAGAAGUAUCCUUCAGAAGUUAAGAUCCUAUGCCAUCACUGCCGCUGAGAGUCUAAAGAGCCGAAGUUAA